Messenger RNA from Macroventuria anomochaeta, 804 nucleotides. RefSeq lists its product as uncharacterized. NCBI's taxonomy places the organism in Eukaryota, Fungi, Ascomycota, Dothideomycetes, Pleosporales, Didymellaceae. The transcript has 3 exons. The record is from RefSeq and is a predicted model, not a curated record. Bases 1 to 804 code for a protein of 267 amino acids.
AUGGCUUCACGUUCCAAGUGGACGAGACAUUCAACUGUAGACGAGGCAUUAAACUGUAGACGAGGCAUUCAACUGUGGACGAGGCAUUCAACUGUGGACGAGGCAUUCAACUGUGGACGAGACAUUCAACUGUGGACGAGACAUUCAACUGUGGACGAGACAUUCAAGAAGUCGACCGUGUCCAACCGUCGAUUUGACCCAAACAACCCCAACCGCAUCACGGAUCCUUUCCAAGAUACUGUGGGUAUAAACGAGUACCUUGAAGAUCUCAACGUCGGUAACGCCCCAGACAACCCGUUCCUGCCGUACCCCGGAAGCCCAGAGAUCGAACGCACCUCACUCUCACCAAAAGUUCCGAACGACGCCGAAGAGCAACCGCAAGGUAGCGGGUCAGUCGGUCUUCUGCUACGGCAACGCGACUCAUGGGGAUACGGAGCACAUGCGCCGACGAGCCUGGCUGGCGGUGCCGGCCACCCAAGCUCCUUCCCAUUGAACCAACCAUACGUGCGACUGGACGACUAUACUCCUACACAGCCAAUUCUAUCGUACCCCGGUACUUCGCCUCAAUACGGUCAGUCGAUCAAUAUGCCGCCUGGCGUUCCUCGCAGACGUUCAGAUAAUAUGAGCGUCGAAUCCCCGAUUUCACACCACUCGCACGGCUCUCGUGACAACUCAGCCAGCUCUGUUGUGGAUCAGGAGCAGCAGAGUGACACAGGACUUGUAUCCUCAUUCACCAGUCGUGCCGAGAGGUUGGCCUAUGAUAUGCCAGUGAUGAGUGUCAUUGAAGAAGCAAAUGGAAGAUAG